UGGGGCUGUUAAUGCGUACAGAUGUCCUCAGUAUAAAAAUAUGUAGGUACAUCUGCACCGGUCUCGCUAGUAUAUUAGGUAGGAGGGCCGCCUGUUAUCGACCAAACCACCUACAUAUGUACGGUGUACUGGGCUUGGUACCACAACGCUUCCGACACUCGAGCUGUGAAUACCGUACUGGGUAUACCUUACUACUUCUUUUAUCAGAUAAAGGUGUACCAACAUGCCAGGGAGAUAUGACCGUUUACUGACGUCAAUGACAAGAAAGUUGCUUGAAAAACCAAGGCGUAACCAUCGAAACAAAGCUACUAUGAUUUCCGCCAUUCCCCUGGAUGACAUUCCUGUCACUGACACUUCUAAAGUUACUUCCGAUGUUCAUCCGUUCAAGGACAUUCCUGGGCCGAAAUGUUAUCCGAUCAUAGGGACCCUGCCUUACUACCUACCUGGAGGUAGAUUCCAUAAAAUGGAGCAUAAUGAGGUUUCACACAUAAUGUGGAAGCAAUACGGAUAUGUGUACAAGGAAAUUAUAACCGGAGGUAAAAUACUGGUCCAUAUAGUUGAUCCUAAGGAUGUGGAAACAGUUUAUCGGAACGAUGGAAAGUUCCCCGUUCGGGAAGCAUUCUUCACAUUAAAUCAUUACAAUAAGAAGUUCCAGGCCAACUGCCAAGGUCUGCUAACAUCACAAAUGGAACAGUGGCAUCAUCUACGAGUAAAUGUCCAGAAGAAAAUGCUCAUGCCGAAAACUGUUGCAGCCUACAUACCAGAGCAUUGUCUUGUGGCAGAUGAUCUAAUGAGUCGGAUAGCCUUGUCAAAGAAAGAGGAUGGAAAAAUAGACGACCUCAGACACGAUUUUACAAAAUACGCCGCAGAAUGUAUCGGUGUCGUCUGCUUCAACAAGAGGCUUGGUGCCUUCCAUGAUGACGAUAGUGAAAGUGAAGCAUCUCAAUUUAUAAAAGCAGUCAAUGACGUCAUGCACGUGUCUCAUCUGGAGUUUAGACAAUUUCCACUGUUUAAGCUAUUCAACACGCCUACCUUUAACAAACUCAUCAAAUCACAGACUUUCAUCAAACAAAUUGCCAUUAAGUAUUCCAAUCUAGCAUUAGAGGCAGCUCAGAAAAGAUUAGAGGCCGGCGAAAAUGUGGAUGGAGAACAAGGCGAUCUCGUACCUUAUCUUAUGUCGAAAACGUCCUUGAGCAAUGAACAAGUGCUUGUUGUCAUCAGCGAAUUCAUAUUUGCUGGAGUUGAUACGACGAGCCAUCACAUGUCGUUUAUGCUGUAUUUAUUGGGGCGACAUCCUAACAUCCAGAACAAGUUAUACAAUGAAAUCAGGACACUCCUGCCCACCCCUGACACCCCAAUUACCGACAAAGCUAUCCGAAACAUGUCUUACCUUAAGGCUGUGGUAAGGGAAACCCACAGAUUGCUCCCCGUUGCCCCAGGAAAUAUCCGCCGGACCAGUGUCGACUUGGUGCUGUCUGGCUACCACAUUCCUGCAGGGACAUCUGUCGCAUUGCACUCCGAUAUAUCGAGUAGGGAUGCCAGGGAGUUUCCUGAUCCAGACGCAUUCAUACCGGAAAGAUGGGUUAGAGACAAUACUGCUACCAAAACAAACCAUCCGUUUGCCAUGGUUCCAUUCGGAUUUGGGCCGCGUGCUUGUGUCGGCAUGCGCUUUGCCGAACAAGAAGCACAGAUUGCUGUAAUCAAGAUUCUGCAGCGUUACCAGGUAAAAUAUGUUGGUGUGCCACUUCGACGUGAAGCCAGUGUAACAUACAGCCCUGCCAACAAAAUGGCUUUCCGUUUCGUGGAAAGGUUAUGAUUGACUAGCUUGCAGUUUUAAGAUUAUUGAAGAAGAUAUUCUACUGCCAAUUAAAUUUUAUAUGGUGUAAGUGUAAUUUCUCACAAUGUACAAUUACCUCACUAACACGUGUGAUGUGUUAGAAACAAGAAAGUAACUUUACAUUUACUUAUUUGUGAGAGUGUUUAGCAGGCGAGAUCAUAUGUUAUAGAAAGCAUUGUUCAUAAGCCAUUCCAACCGAGUAAAGGCCUGUUUUGUUUCAUUUUUAAAGUAUUUCUUUACAUCUAAAGGAUUAAUUUCUACUACGUUAGAUCGUAUGAUGGACACAAAUGUUUUACAGAGUAAGCAUAGAUCUAUUAUGUUAAAUGACUUGACGUUUUCCUCAUUAAGACGGAAAAAGCAUCAGCUAGUUUCCUGUAGUGCUAGGCUCUGUAUCAUUUGGCCACCCAUUAAACAUAAUAUAUCCGAGGUUGGUUUUUUUCAGGCUUGCUGAUGAGGUCAGAUUAUUUAUGAUUGAUAUUAGAUAGUACGCUUAUAAAAUAACAUUAAUGUUUGUACUGAAAACAGGACGACCGAAGUGUUCAUGUUUUCAUGUUCACACUUUUUUCGUGAAUUUAGAUUUUCGAUUCAGAUAAAAAACGAUUUUCAUUAUAGAAUAUGAUUCUGAAGAGAGAAAAAAUUUUUAUAGAUAAUUUUUCACUAGAGUUCACAUCAAUCUUCACUUGAUGUUUACAGUUGUGAUUCAUAUAUAGCUCUCGCAAUAAGGGUGCUUUACAGCAAGUUAAGGUAAGGACUCUCUAUGCCAUCUGUUGUGUUUCAAUCCCUUUAUCCUAGGAAUGGAUUCGAACCACAUUUUUUUGUCGACGAUACAGUAACUGUGGUGAUUACUGGGGAAUAAAGCGCUACAUACAAAUGUGUUAUUUCACUGUACUGACACAUUCCAAGAUAGAAAUGGAAGAAGACUAGCCUGAAAGUGUACUUAUUUAUUAGAUGAUAAAACAUUGUACUGAAGUUGUAAUUCAGUUUAACUACAAGUUAGAAGAAAACACUUUUAUUAAGAAAUUUGAUUUUCGUUUUUUAUUGUAGCAAUUCUUAUUAUCACAUUAAAAUAUAUAUCAUUAUUAUAUAAGUAAACAAUAAAUCUUUUAGAUGAUAGGCAUUCGUUUCAUGACAUUUACCGAGUUCCAUAUUUAAACAGAUUUAGUAGAAAACCAAUGAAUGAGAUAAUGAAUAAAUUAAUAAGCGAACGAAUGAAUGCAUGAACGAAUGACUGGACUAACAAUCGAAGAGAUGAAAUGAACGAGCAAAUAAGCAAACUAAUAACUGAAGGAAGGUGUAGAUAAAUGAAUUAUUUUUUCACCUUAAAUACACAUGCCAUGAGAGACGUUACAGAUGUCAAUGUCUGUUGUUUUUAGUGUAAUACGUUUUUCACAGUACCAUGUUGUCAGUUACCCAUAUAGUGUUUGAUGUGUCAUGGUAAAUAGCGGAAUGUAUGCUUUUGUUUGGGACAUUUCGGGUAUGAUAUUUCCCUUCCUAUCCAAUUUUUACUACAAAUUUGUAUGUAUAUUUUUUAACAAAGAGUGUUAAUUUACAAGAAAAAGUUAAAAUUCUCGCGUGUUCAAAGGCUCGUCAUACGACUCUUUAAAAUGAUCGUGAAAUGAAAUAUAUAUUGUGUUAGCAAUUAUUCUGAAAUGUGUAUAUAUAUAAUCUUUAAAAAUAAAAUAUUUGCUUUUGGAUUUGUUUGCGCUAUUUUACCAAAUACUACAAAAUAUUGAUUACCUUUAAAAUUGCAAACCUUUUAUUAAAGCUAUUUUACUUUCAAAAUUCUAGAUGUAAUGUUGCUGACCAUAUUAAGUUGUGCAAAGAGACUGUAAUUUCACAGUGUUUUAGCUCCUUUGCAUGAUCUCUGUAAUAUCGUUGAUUGUCAGAAGCUGGAGUCGAUGUUAUGAUGCUCUGUUAUGGGUCUGUAAAUGUAGUGAUAGAUAUUAUGAACUCAAAUUGCUUACAUGCAUUGAACUCUUCGUUUAUUAUCCAAUUAAUUUAAUGUAUUUGCCUACAUAUAGGUACAAUAAUAACAAUAAAUCAUGAAACGGUUCUCAUUGUUCAGGCAUGUCAAAGUUCAAAUCAACUUACUAAAUUAUAAAUUGAUAAAAUAAUGUGAAACGGUCGAAACGUGAAUUCUUUACAUUAAAUGUGUUUGACUUAUAUAAAAACUCCAAAAUUGAUUAAAGGUAAAAUAUGAAUAAAUAUUAAUGUAUAACUAGACCUUAGAAAUUUGGCUUGAACACAGACUCUGAGUAUGAGCAAGAAAACGAUGCCAUGAAGAUGAGCACUGCUCAGUCCCUAUUACAGAUUUUGUUUCGUAGCAUGCGAGUUAAUUACCACAAGGACCGAGUUACACAAAGUGCGCUAUACACACACUGGAAUUAACUCAAUAACAAACAUUUUUCCAGGUUAGCUAUCUUAUUACAUACUUGUAUACACUGUAUAAAUAGAUUGUUUAUCAUAAGAAUAUAUGUGUGAUGACGUACAUUGAUAUUUGUAUUUCUGUUUUACGUCAUUCAUCUAUUGCUGUUAUAUUGUUAUAAU
Messenger RNA from Mizuhopecten yessoensis (Yesso scallop), 4384 nucleotides. RefSeq names its product probable cytochrome P450 12d1 proximal, mitochondrial. The coding region runs from base 224 to 1816 and encodes 530 amino acids. The record is from RefSeq and is a predicted model, not a curated record. Gene Ontology annotation, molecular function: monooxygenase activity; oxidoreductase activity, acting on paired donors, with incorporation or reduction of molecular oxygen; heme binding. NCBI's taxonomy places the organism in Eukaryota, Metazoa, Mollusca, Bivalvia, Pectinida, Pectinidae. The transcript is spliced from 10 exons.